UGUCAGUCGGGGCUUCUGGGGUUGUUAUUUUGUACGCAGUAUUUUUGUAAUUAUGGCUCUUUGGACAAAUGUGUUUUGUGGAUUCGAUUCUGACGAAGAAACAGUGAAUUUUGGCGCAAGAGCUUUCGCCGAGACAAAUGGAUCUAUUUAUGAAUCGUUUACGAUUGCUACAAUUCAAGCUGAUGGAGAGAUUGUUAAAACUCCCAAUGUGCUUGUUUCUGUCGAAUAUUCUAAAGUUUGUGUGGCUAUCGAUAACUCCAUAACAAUUUUUAAUGACGAAACCUGUAAAGAAAUCACUCUCAGUAGUGGUUUCGAUUCAUUGGUAACAAGCUAUUGUCUUUCCGAAGAUGGAUUCUUUUUAUUCAUCACACUUGAAACUGGAAUUCUCCACUGUUUACAUUUACCUAGUGAAGGAAAGCUGGCAUUUUCCAAAGAAAUAUUUAAAAUCGACAAUCAGAACAUCAAGGUAGUAAAGAUGUUCACAGAAAGUAAUGACACAUUGGAUGUUAUCAUUAUCGCAUCAAAUGGCAACAUCUACAGAAUAUCGGGAUUUGAAUAUAAGGCUGUCCACAAUAAUUUCAUUGAAAGAAAUGAGGAAGCUGCGGAAGAAGCUAUAAAAAUCAUAAAAUGCUCUAAGAUAUUUACGGGUCGCGAAGGAAAUAAGGUAUCCCAUGUUAGUGUUAAUACACUACAUGGGGACACAUUAGUUUUAAAGGCUGGCUCAAAUGCGUUAAUGUGGCCCAGUGAAUGUUUUAGUUCGCUAAAUUCUUUGCCUUACCACUAUGUCAAAGUACAAUUUCUGAAAAAUGAAAGAGUGCUUCUUUGUCUUCGAUCUGACAAAUCACUGAGCAUAAUUUGUCCAUGGACUCUACUCUCAAAGAAAAUAUAUGAUGGUCCAGUGAGUGACUUUAUGAUUCUCCAAGACCAUAUCAACGACCCCCUUCAUCUGUUGAUAUUAAAAGAACCACUAAAAGACGCAACCACAACUUUCUUGGAAUAUGUCUCCUAUUCGGACUUUCAGAUUAAGUUUCGAAUAUCAGUUCCAAUAUCGACGUAUUUAGUAGAGUCUGUAGGAUGUUCUACAGAAAGUAUCAUUUAUCUUGAGGGUAUAAAAUCUUCGAGAGCGGAGAUAGAAUCAAUCCGAGUUAAGGCACUUGUUGAAAGCUUGCCAGAACUUCGGUUAGAGCGUUUAUUAAGGAGGGAGAAGUUUACAGAAGCGGAGAUUUUUGCGAAAAAGUAUAAUUUGAAUGCAGAAAGCAUCUAUUGCGCGAAGGCAGCAUUAUUCGUGAAUCGGUCGGGUCCUUGGGCAAGGGGCAAUGCCGAUUUAGUCGAUUUAGAUGAAUUUAUUGCAACCCUAGAUAAGAUAAGCGACCUGAAAUUCGUCUGCGACUGUUGUAAUAAUGCAUUAAUGCCGAGCUACAAUCAGAUGAAGAGAUUGUUGUUAUACGCACGCCACAGAAUCGUUUGCUGUGUUCAGGAAUACAACGACGACAAGGAGUUAUCGAUUCUGCUUUCUGUAAUAACAAGUACGUUGCACAAACUCGAAACUUUCGAGAUAAUCCGGAAAAUAAACGCAAGUGCUAACCGAAGUCAAGAAGAAGAAGUGAGCGAUUGGAUACAGUUUUCAAAGGCUGAUUUACUAACCGAGUGUAUUAAACAUCUGACACACGGCGAAAUGGAAGCAGCAGCUCUUAUCUGGGUGCAACACUUUUUGAACAUAACAAAGGACUUGUCGGACAAAAAAGUUUCAGAAUUGUUAGAAGCAAUUCCGGAAAAGAUUCCGAUUUCUCAGUUGUGGCCAUGGCUCAAGCAUUUUGUGCCCAGUUUGUUAUCCAUUCAACCCAACACUUUGGCACAAAUAAUUUCAUGGAGUUGUAAGAAAACUAACCAAUUGGAAAAGUUGCAUCGCAGUUCUUGGCCCCAAGUUGGGCUAGACUUCGUGAAGGGCUUUAUUGAACUUCUGAACGUCGAGGAAUCUCACGAAUGCUCUUCCUUAUACCAGCAGUAUGCUCAAAAGAAUUCCCCUCUGCAAAGACUUAUGACACUUGUUCAGACGCUGACAGAUUUACUGCGACUGAAAGAAAGUUACAGGAUUGUGGUAUCUUUGGAUACGUACAUGGGCGAUCCAACAGAAAUGAUCUAUUUAUUAUUAAAUAAAGUACACAUAGAGGAGAUGAAGUGCUUUGCUGAAAAUUUCUUGCACCAGUACAUGCUGAACCACGGCUUGAAAAACGAUCAUGUCUUUUCCUUGUUUAUUCAGAAAACUUUGAGGAAUUCAAAAAUCUCAUCCUUCUUGGAAGAAGCACCUUGGGAGAAACGAGUCGCUAUGGUCAUCGGAUUCAUUCACAAUAUUCAAAAUCGAUUGCAAUUGAUCCUGGAAGUCUUGAAAGCAGCCCCAGUUCCUUGGAGUUCUACGAUGCUUUCUCUUGCUGAACAAAGUUACGCUUACGAUCACAUUUUGGUCUCUAAAAUCAGAACGGAAAGAAAUUCUAUUCCUGUUAAGCUGAUUCUGAAAAAAUACGGUUUUGAGCACGUCGGGAUAAAUAAUAGACUGAUAGGCUGUAUUAUUAAAAAGGGCGAUCUGAACAUGAUGAAUGAUAUUUUAGAAUUGACGAAAACUGAUCGCUCCAUGCGAAUUUCAGCCUUAGCCUCUGCUAUUAACAAAUUCUUGCGCAAAGGAGAUAUUUCAAGAGCCAUGGAUAUAAUAGACGAGUUAGAAGAUGAUGUUGCUGAGCAUUGUUGCAAGCAGAUAGUUAAUUAUGUAAUGGGAGCCCUGAUGUUAAAGACAAUUAACAAAUCCCUGGGACACUUCAUUGAAGUAUUUAACGUUGUGGAAAACAAGUUAAGAGAUAUUUUAAAGCGUACGAAGAAAGCCUCCAUGAAUUUUGACGACACACUUCUUAAUAUGCAACAUGUGAAAGCCAUUUUCCAUUUGAGAACCAAGUUUAACAUCAACGUCAAUUUUUCACAAUAUCACACCCAAAAGCAAAAAAUUCUUGAGGAUUACAUCACACAUUUAACAAAUGAAAUUAAAACUGAAGACGAGGCUAAUUCGAUUUCGUUGAUUUACAAAAAUGCAAAAAAAGUAGCAGAUUUACUAAAAGCACCGAAGCUGCUUGUCGAGAGUCUUUUAUGCCAAAAAACGGAAAAAAUCUCUAUGUUAAAUUAUGUUGUUUCAAAAACAGCUGCGAAAACAAGUGAGUUUGAAGAAUAUAAUGUUUCGUAUGUGCAGAACAUUUGUUUAACGUCGAUGUUGAAUAAAGAGAGCAGCUCUGAAUUAUCAAAGGGCAUUACAAAAUUAUCUAUUUCUUCAAUAUGUACAGGACAUAGCACUGAAUUACAAAGCAGUUUGGCAUUGAAUAAUUGGGUGAAAACUUACAAUGAGACUUGUAUGAAAACGAAUGAAAUCGAUUCAAUGACUUUAUCCCAAUGGAAACUUUAUACGAUUUAUGCGGACACUACUGUUUCUUCAAGAUCCACUUUGUUAAAAAUCUUUCAAGAUUCUUUGAAGAUUUACUUACUCUGCAGAGUGGCAACUGGCGACAUUAUUUGCUCUAAGAAUUUUUAUGAAUCUUCUAAACAGGAUGAAAUCGGGAGGUUGUUGAUCAACUGGAUGGAUAAUAUAAAUAAAAUUCAAAUUGACCAUUUGGAUUUUUCCACAUUACAAAUUAUCAAGACAUUGCACUUCAGCUGCUGUUACGCUCUAACAGCAAACGAGAAUUCCCAAAUAAAAAAUGCCAUGUGCCAAUAUUUGCUUUCACUACUGCAAAAAGUAGUAAGCACUCGUUCAUUUGACUUACAAUUAGGAUUGGUUUGCCUCUUUAUGCUUCCCGAAUCGAAAAGUUUAAAAUGGUUCCCUGCCGAAAGUAAAUCCUGUAGCUAUCAAGCGGAUUAUAUUCGUCACCGAACGAUAUCACAGCUAGGCUGGGAAUAUUUCCAUUUAAUAAAUGAUGACAUGCAAGAAGAAUAUAAUAAGUACAGAACAUUACACUAUUGGGCGAAAAAGUUAUCCAAAUACGGAAUUUCCUACAAAGAAAUGUUCAAUAGCAUUACUGAGAGUAGGCGUGAAAUUUUAAAACGCGGAAUGAGUUCGAAAAUAGAGUUUCCGGUGGAACUCAUUGAGGAGUUUUGUAAGGACUUCCUGUUUGAUUUGGACGACUGUCUGAUGCUUUACUUGGAAGUAUUGUUGAAAAAGUGGAAUCCAACUCUAAAUACAGUUACUGUAAAUGGAAUCAAAGAAUUGAAGAUUGACGAGAACGAAGUGAAGAAACUUGAGACAACGUGUAAAAACGUCGUCAACAAAAUCGAAGAUAAAAACCGUCUGGGGAUUCACAUUACUUCAAUAGAGCCACAAAUAAAUUUCUACUACUAUGAAGUAUUUCUGAUUAUCAUGGACAUCUUGGGCGAUAGGAAUGAAAGCAGAAUCAAUCAUUUCUACUUCUUACAAAAUUAUACACGCAUUGAGAAACCAACUGAAAUAGAACAAGAACAAUGGGUGAACAUGAAUCCAGAUCAUAGUACUUUGCCUCCAAUUGCUGAAUGGAGACUUCCAUUUUUGCCAGGUGUAAACCAAUGGAAAAUAAUCACGCCUGAAUUAAAUUUGAAGACGUACGAAAAAUGGUUGGAAAUCGCCCCUGUUCUGGAGUUGGAAAGUGACCUUAUUUGCACUUUGGCAGUCAAAGGUGCCGUGGCUCAAACCUGGGGUGGUCAGAAAGCGGGAAAUAAUUCCGAGUGGUCUCUUUAUCCAAAACACAGUGCUUUACUUAAGGAAAUUAAAAAGUGCAUUCAGCUCAUGUCAGGACCGAAGGCGUUGGAAUAUGGAACUGCAGCUUUGUACUAUGUAGCCAAUCACACACCACCAGGUGCUGAUCAAGUCGCAGCAGCUCAAGAAUGUUACAACUAUGCCCAAUUAUGGGAAACGGAUUUCAGUAUACGCGUCGUAGGUGAUACUACUCUUCAGUCGAGUGGAACUGAAAUGGUGGAGAAAAUCAAAUCUAAAUAUCAUCGUUUUACUUCGAAACAUAUUCUCUACACACACGGAUUGGGACAAAAACGUUACCUGACGGAUUCCUUGAUAUUGUAUCCUGAAAAAUUGAUUCGAGAAAUCUACAUGGACGAAAGUAUUCCCCUGAGAUACAGAGCAGCUACACCAAAUAGGCCGGAUAUAAAUUCAGCUGCUGACUGCUUCGGCAAUCUUUUUAAUCUUAAUAUGGUGAAAAUUCGCACGGAUUUACUUUUAGAGUGGCUCCAGCCAGAAGUAAAAGACAUGAGGAUGAAUGAUAGCACUACAGAGAUAUUUGGGUUGGCGAAUCAAGAUGUGAAUUCAGCUGACGAAAAUCUAUUGAGGGCCUCUUACAUUCUCGACCACGGAGACUCAGUACAAUCAGCCCAUUUUCUGAUUAAUAUUUCAUUUAACGAGGAAAACAAUGAUUUUGGACCUGGAGUUCGUUAUCGUGCGCUUCAAGUCUUGCAAACAAUCUUGGACGUAAAUGCUUUGCAAAAUUUAACAGGACGCGAUAUUAACAAUAUCAAGCGAUACAUGAAGCAUUUACAAUACUCGAGCGAACUCGAAAAUCUCGGGCUGAGAUACAGCGUUAGCAGUUUCGAAUCUUGCUCAAAACCUGAACUAGCUCAGAUGUUGCUGACGACUCAGUUUCAUUCGCCGUUGCUACUUUCCCUUAUUUUACGCAUUUGUCUGGACUUUGGCGUAGACGAUUACCACUUGUGGGAUAAAACUUUGAACAAAAUGGCAAAAAUGCUAAUGGUGACAGAACUGGAAAGGUUUUUACCCAUGGUAGCCACCCUGAGUCAUGUUGUUAAUUGUACCGGAUACGUAUCAGGAUGGCAAGUAAUAAUAACAGAAACCUUCAGACGAAUAGAUAUUAAUCCAACUCCAAAACAGAUCGAAGAUUGCAUAAGGACUCUGAGGCUUUUGCACACAUGUCCUGUUGUUAAUAAGUUAAACUUCAAGGAUAUAAUACAGUAUUGCUUGGACUGUAAUCAGGCCCAAUUCGCUGUUAUUCUUCUGCCAUUUUUGGACGAUGACCAGAAGAAUAAUGUUUUAAAGGUUAUUAAACUGACAUUUAACGUAUCAGACGUUAUCAGUAAGCUGGAAAUGUUAUCGUCGAAAGGAGUGCUUGCAGUUUCAUACUCUGUGCAACUAUUACAAGAAAUAUCAAAAGACUAAGACAAGUCUUUGAACGUUGAAGAUUUAAAAAUAGAUUUGUAUUUUUAUAAUAAAUGAUUUUUUAUUACAUUUUGAUAUUUA
Molecule: messenger RNA, 6268 nt
Organism: Belonocnema kinseyi
Lineage: Eukaryota; Metazoa; Arthropoda; Insecta; Hymenoptera; Cynipidae
Gene: rod
Exons: 32
Coding region: 53-6187 (2044 amino acids)
Biological process (GO): mitotic spindle assembly checkpoint signaling; mitotic sister chromatid segregation; protein localization to kinetochore involved in kinetochore assembly
Cellular component (GO): cytoplasm; RZZ complex; kinetochore microtubule
Molecular function (GO): small GTPase binding
Source: RefSeq, a predicted model, not a curated record